AUGGAGGAAAAUGAUACAAUCAACAAUUUCACAACGAGAAUCACUCGGUUUGUGAAUAAAGUGAAGGCAUGCAGAGAAAAUGUUAUGGAGCAAUAUGUUGUCACUAAAAUCUUGUGUUCUUUAACACCAAUAUUUGGCAAUAUAGUUGUGGCGAUUGAGGAGUCGAAGGAUCUUGCGCCGAUGAGCAAAGAGGAGCUACAAAGAAGAAAGGAUUGGUUUAUCAAAAUCAAUCGUGCCAUGAAGAACAAAGUAAAGUUAGCGAAUGACACCAUUCUAAUGGCCGAUGGGAUCAGUGAUGUUUUAAUCAUGAGAAGGGAUGGUGGAAAUUCCUUGAUCAAAUAUAUAUUGUACAUUCAAGGAAUCAAAUGUAACCUUCUAAGUAUUGGCCAAUUGCUUGAGAAGGGUUACAAGAUUCACAUGGAAAAUAAGGGAUUGCGUGUUAUGGAUGCAAAUGGAGUUUUAGUCCUUAAAGCGCCUAUGGAUGCCAAUAGAACCUUCAAGGUUGAGUUGAAGGUUAUGGAGCAUUGA
Messenger RNA from Lathyrus oleraceus (garden pea), 528 nucleotides. RefSeq lists its product as uncharacterized. The transcript has 2 exons. The coding region runs from base 1 to 528 and encodes 175 amino acids. NCBI's taxonomy places the organism in Eukaryota, Viridiplantae, Streptophyta, Magnoliopsida, Fabales, Fabaceae. The record is from RefSeq and is a predicted model, not a curated record.